Messenger RNA from Diatraea saccharalis (sugarcane borer), 9149 nucleotides. The record is from the annotation of a GenBank genome assembly. NCBI's taxonomy places the organism in Eukaryota, Metazoa, Arthropoda, Insecta, Lepidoptera, Crambidae.
CUUUAUUCUUUGAUGUGUUGUGUUGUUACAAAAAAUUGCAAAAGAAAAUAAUAAAAACUACUUCUACAAUUAUUGUAACAUAAGAAAUACAAUCUGAAAUAUUAUUUGCUCGUUAUAGCAUUAAACUUUAACUUGCAGAUGAAGUGUGAAAAUGGAUAGGUUGAAUCAGUUGCGAGGCAAAGCGGGGACUUCUCGAGAUUCCACGCUCGACACUACGUCUCCACCGAGUGAAGCUUACAUGACGGCUAACGAGAGUUCAUCAAAAUAUUUCUCUCUGUCAGAAGUGGACACCACAUUUGAUAUUUCUCCAAUAAAAGAUGUGUCUUCCACUAUCGAAACAGAGAGGACAAUAACCGAACCGGACAGACUGAUAUCGAAUUUGUCUCCAAUAGGAAAGAAAAAUGACUUCUUAGAUAGCUACAAAAUCGGUAAACAAAUAGAAGCUGCUAAUAUUUUGUCUGGUGGUGUGGAUAUAUUUGAUGAUAAUGAUAAUUCUUAUGAUGGUGAUGAACUUGUUAUUGAUGAUAAUGUUGAAGGUGAGGAGAAAAGCAUCCCAGAAAUUAAAAUCCCCGAGUCUAAAAUCAAGCAAGACAUCCCUAUUGAAGCAACUCUUGUUGAGUCUGAGCCGCUGCCCAAAAAAGAUUCAACUGAAGUGACUCUUCAAAUAGAUGGAAAGAAUGUUGAUGCUAUUGAUAUCGGCAACGGUUUAUAUUUGUAUAGAAGGGAGGGUGAAGAGGAACUUGCUGCAGUUCAGAUUGAUGGCAAUCAACAACAAUCAAAUUUUAAGUUUCUGAAAGUACGUGAAAAUGAUGAAGGAAACUUAGAAGUUUAUGAGGAAAUACAAAUUGAGGUCCCCAAAGAAGUACCUGCUCAAGAAGGAAGCUCUAGCGACGCGACUGCAUCCCAUGUACCUAUUAGAGAUAUAAAUGAUGUUACCAAUAAUAAAGUGACAGAACGAAAAAAUAAAACAGAAACUGAAACUUUGCCAACUGUGAAUAAUAUAGAUAAAGAAUCUAAUGAAGACAAUUUGAAUUUGGAAGCUAAUGGAAAAUUGAUAAAAAUUUGUGAGUCACGGAAAUCGCCAGUUGUGGGCAGUUAUACAUCCAUGACAUAUCAUUCAACACCAAAUAAAGAAGGUAUUCCACUAACUAAAACAAUGGUAGAUUUGCAGCUUCAUCCAAACAGACAUUCUGAUAAUGUUAAGAAAACCAUUGAAGUUCAUACUGAUAGUGGUAAACCUAAAGUGGAUAAAGUUAUAAAAGAAAAUGAUGAUAAAAUCUUCAAACCAGAUAAGAAACAAGGUGAUUCAGAUCAAAAGGAAGAAUUGAAAACUAAACAUGUACUUGCAGAGCAUAGUCAUAAAACUGUAGAAAAGACUAAUACUGAUGAAAAUGUAGUUGCAGAGCAAAGUUAUAAAACUGUAGAAAAGACUAAUACUGAUGAAAAUGUAAUAGCAAAUGAAAGAGUAGAAAAAGAGGAAAUUAUGUGUGAACAUGUAGAAAAGAAAGAAACGAGAAUAGAAGAGUCCUGUAAAUCCCAUGAAACUGAAAACUUAAAUAAACCUGAUGUAAGUAAGAGUACAGAAGAUGAACCUAAAAUUAUUGAUAAUCUGUCACAGUCUAUUCUUGACACUUCAAAACAUAAUGAGGAUGGGCAAACUAUUGAAACAAAAUCCACUGAUAAGUUAGAUUCAGAGGUAAUACUGAAGAAACCGAAUUUGCUACGAUCUGACAGUGAGAUUGAGGAAAGCAAAGAAAUUAAUAAAAGGCAAUGUAUGAAUGAAGAAAAAGUUUUGAGUACUGAAAUUCACCAUUCAAAAAGUGAUAUUGAUACUAUUACUUUACAAACUGAAAAUCAAAGUGGCGAAAAAGUAUCCACAAUUAAUGAAAGCGAAAAAUACAUAAAAGAUACUGCUGAAGUGUUAGUUAAAAAAACUGAUAAUGUUUCAGAAUCACAACAUAUAACUGAUUUUGCCACCAAAGAAGAGAAUAAUAAAAUCCCUAACAAAGAAAAUGUUACUAUCGGUUCUUUAGAUCUAAAAGAUAAAUGUACAUCAAAUUCUGUCAAAAUUGAAAUGGAUAAUAAAAUUCAAAAUCUCGAAAACAUAGAAAAAUCAGUGUUACCAGAUAUGCAAAUAAAGAUAAGUGUUCCUGGUAAUAGUAACAAAGAUAACACGUCAUUAACGAAUGUUCAACCAAAAAUUGAUAUUAAUAAAAGUCAGAAUUUGCUCCAAACUUCAGAUAGUAAAAAUAUUAAAUUAGAAAAGAACACAAACACAAAAAUUGACAGACCAUUAUCCACAGAAACUAAAGAAAGUCUUAUUAACAUGGAUUCAACUACGAUCAAAGAAACUGAAACUAAAAUAUUAGUAUCUAGUGAAUUAUCUCCAAAAGAACAGUCUUCCAUUUUGGAUAAUAGUAAUAAAAAAGAACUUUGUAAUAAAGAUUCUAAGUCUUUAUUGGAUAAAACAAUCAUUCUUAAUAAAGAAAUAGCAAUAGUGAAAAAGACAUUGCCUAAGGUCAGUACAAUAACAGAGCAGAAACCAGCUAGCACUAAUAAUGUAGCUGUUCCUUUUGGCAAAUGGACAGAAGCUAAUAGGCAAGCAUUUCUGAAUAGAAUAAAAGAAACGAAAGUGCCUUCAAAUAGUUCAAAUGGAAAACAAAUAAAGAAUUCCAAUGAUUUGAAUCGUAGAGAUGUUUUAAAAAAAAUUGACAGUCAUAGACAAACUCAUACUAUUGCAGCAUCAGUCAAAGUACAAGAUUUUGGAAGUAGUAAUAGAUUGCCUAUAAAGAAAGAAGCGUCAGUGUUUUCAAGUAAAUCUAUAACACAGGAUAUCAAAGCCCCUGUUAAAACUGAAAUUACUUUACUAAAAUCCAAUCCUGUUAUUGCCAAAAAGGUUGUUAAACAAGAGUCCAUACCCAAAUUACAAAACAAUUUAAUAAAAAUAACAAACGAAUCAACUACUAAAAAAGAGCUAUCUCAAAGAAAAGAAAUAAACAAUCAAGAUUUAAUUGACAAGACAAUUGAAGAUAUAAUCAAUAGAGCCAUACCUGUUAAAUCUCAACCAGAUAAUAAUCAGGAUGUUAUGAAUGAAACCUUAGAUGCUUUACAAAACAAAGACAAAUUCGAUGAAAUUGAAAAGAGAAUGAAUGAGUUACACGGUUUUGAAAGCGUUGCACCGUCUGAUGAUGCUGGCGCACAUCGUGCCGAUCAGAAAAUAUUCCUCAAAUCUGAUAAUCAAAAAUUGUCUAAUAAGCAGAGUAAAAUACCCAGCCUCCUACCUUUCGGUAACAAAAAUCAGCGAAAAGGCGUGAAAGAAAAUAUUAUAGAUAUUGACUCUGAAGAAGAAAUUAUUGAACAUGAGCCAAUAACUGGUGAUAUGGAAUUAAAUAAGAAAAUUAUUACAAAAUUACCUGUUUCUGGUAAUCAGGAAACAACUGCUCAUACUACUACGGAUACCCAGAAAGAUGCUAUUAUUACCGAGAAAGACUUUGAUAAAUUCGUUAGACGAAACUCUAUCAGUUAUGAGAACUGUAUAACUGUUAAUUUUGAUGGCAAAGAACCACAUAACGUUGUUCAGACAGUUAUACAGAAGGAAAGUGUUUUGAAAACUUAUUCGAAACGUGAAUUUUUACAUUAUGGUAACAAACCAGCAUCUCCUAUAAAGCAUGAGACAUACAAAUCAAGUACUCAUUCAAAUCAAAAUACAUCUAAAAUUAGAAUUAUACACAACGAAGAAAUAAUAAAUAAAAAUUACCAUUCUAAAGUGAAUAUGGCUUAUCAAAAUGCUAUUACUGCUAAACGUCAAUCGGAACGUCCAAUAACUAUAAUAGAAGACAAACCUGUAAAGGUUGUGUUUAUGGAUAGUGGUGCUGAAUUUAAUCCAAAACAAUUAAAUGCCUACGGUAAAGAUUUGUCGCCAGCAAAAAGUCAACCCUCUAGUAUUGAGGGUAGUACAAUAAGUACUAGCGAUUUACUUGAUUCAGACACCUUCGAUUCGAUGGAUGAUGGAAAGUCUCAAGAUGAUAUUAAAUUAAAAACGAAACAUCAAAGAAAACAAGUUUUAACACCAGUAGAAACACCUGAGUUAGAACUAAUAGAACCUGGAGAUUUAGGGCUCGAAGUUUCACCAAAAAAGAAACGGAAAACAGAAGAAAAAGCAGAGAAGAGCUCAAAAGCCUUGGUGCCGAAAAAAUCUUAUUUAUUGGGACGUGGGGCGAUUUUGGAAGAUGCUGGUUCUAAACCUUACGAACUACCGAAUAUCUUUGAAAAAGAACCAUCAAAAGUCGAUAAUAACCACGUUACACAUAAAAAUACAGCGUCAGCGAUUGAUAAUCUCGUCAAAGCUGCGGAAUUGUUAGAUACUCAAUCAGAAAAUCUGAAUACAACUACGAUUGAAAUUCAGAAUUGUGGUAAUCAGCAAAUUACACCUAUUAAAAGAGGAAGGGGUCGUCCUAGAAAAUAUCCUCUGCCUGAAGGUACUAUAGAUAAAAGUAAAACUCCCUCACCACAAAAGAAACCUAGACUUUCAGAAGUAAAAUUAACAAAAAAUAUAUAUACAGAUGAUGAUGAUGAUGGAGAUGAUGAUGAUGAAAACAGUGAUGGAGAGAUUAUAACGGAAAAUUGGACAAUGGGAAAAAUUAACGAAAACAUAGUUUGUCCUAUUUGUAAUAAACUGUUCCGUUCUGAAAACGUAGUUUUUAAGCAUGUUAAACAUUGCACUGGACCUUCUCCAAAUAGAUCUGAUUCUGGAAGUAAAAGUCCAAGAAGAUUCAGGGAAUCACAGGACCAUGAAUCAAGUAAUAGCAAAUUACAUGAAAUAGAUGAAGAUUAUAAUGAAAAUUCCCGACAACAAAUAAGAAAUAAAAGAAAGUCAAGAGAUACAAAUCCAAAAUUCAUGGCUAACAAAGAAGACGUUAUUAUAAUUACAGAUACUCCAAUAAAGAUAAAACCUGACAAAUUAGAAGGUAUGAAACACGUAAUAUCCAAGAAAUCCACCAUUAACAAAAGCAAAUCAUCUGAUAAAGUAAACAAUCUGCUUUGUCACUUUUGCGGCAAAACAUUUAGGCAACUCUCUUACUUGGUUAAUCACAAAUUGCAACAUGAAAAGGACGACUCAAAGAAAUUUGAAUCUGAUAAAACGAAGUCAGUUAAAUCAGUGUUCAGUUGCGAAGUUUGCAAGAAAGAAUUCCGAAAAUUACAUCAUUUGGUACAACAUCGUUUCAUUCACAAUACUGUUAGCGUUUCAUCUACUAAAUUACCUAGGAAAAAUUCUGCCGAGCACAAUGACAAUAGAGCCCCAAAAGACCAGAAUGUUCCUAAGCAAAAUGACGAUACCAGUGCUGGUUUUCGUUGUGAGCCUUGCGAUAAAUCAUUUAGAAAAUUACAUCAUUUAGUAGAACACAGAGAAACGCAUGAUGGCAUAAAUAGACAGAAGAACACGACGAAUGUACUAGCAUCGACAGACAAAGUUCCACCGCCCCCACAAUGUGAAAUAUGCAAGAAAACCUUCAGGAAAAUACAUCACUUGAUUGAACAUAAGGAACAACACUUAGAAACGAGUUCAGAAAAAUCUGAUGACAGAAAAAGUUCUCUGUCGACUAAAGACAUUAUUCAUGAAUGCCCACUUUGUUAUAUGGUCUUCCCUAAUGAGCAUUCAUUAAAUAAACAUACAAUUAUUUGCCAAAGGAAAAAACGUCAGUCUGCAUCUAAACAAAAUAAGCAGACACAAGAAUUAGAAAAUAUUGACGAAAAUAAAUUAAUCACUAAUCCUAAUGAAGAAUUGAAGAAAAAUAAUGAUGUUAUAAUUGUAUCAGCUGAAGUCAUAACCAGUAAGAAAGAUAUUCAAAGUGAUUCACUGGAAGAAACCUUGGAAAACAACAUAGAUGAAACCGAUGUUGUAAAUUCUGCAAUAACUAAUGCAGUCGGUGUAUCUACUGAAUCACCAAAACCUAACAUCACAAUUGAUAAACCCAAGGAUCACGCUAUUGAAGUAUCUAAUAUACCUGAACAAGAAGUUAUUAAAAUUAUAUCAGAUAAUCCAAAUAAUACUAAUAAACAGCAUGCAAGUAAUAACAAACCAGAGAUAAAAGAAUCAGUCAAAAAAGUUUUUUCUAAAGAGAAAAUUGCUCCAACCAUUACAAAACGACACAAACCGAAUCUCCCAUUAACGAUUGUUGAAACUACAGAAACAACUGACGAGGAUGAUGAUGAUGAUGGUGUAAGAUACAUGCUGAACCCUGAUUACAAAAUGGAUGAUAAUGUUGAAGGGAAAUUAUUCAUGAAGGUUAGAGCUAAAAAACGUAAUUCGUUGCAAAUCGAACGGCCUAACUCGAAAGAUUUAGUUAAAAGACGAAUAUCCCUUCAACACCCCCCUAAAUUACCUCGUUUGAAACCCAAAUCGAUUCAAAGUAAAACUGUGUCUACUAAUUCAUUAACUAAAAAUAUUACCAAAAUUGCUAAGUUAGAUACAAUUCAUUUCACGGAUUCGGACGAUAGCGACGUUAAAUAUUCAUUUCCAAAAACUGUUCCUGAUAAAGUUGCAAAGUCAAAUGUCGAAGAAUCUAAAGAACCAAAAAAGAAAAUGCAAAGAAAAUCAUUAGCAGAAAAAAGAAAGUCACUUAAUAGCAUAGCUAAAAGGAAAUCACUUGGAAAAGCUGUAGGAGCGAAGCACAAAUCUAAACCUUCUCCAUUGAAGCCAAUUAAAAAACGUAGCGUACAGGUGGAACAUAGAUGCGACUGCGGUCAGCUGUUCAGUAGCGCGGCGUUGUUAUCGCGACACACAACGCUCGCGCACACGCCGCCACGGAUACGGCGACGGCGCCGAUCACCCUCACCUGAUAACACAACCAUUCCCAAACAAUUGGGCCAGUGCAAAUCCACCACCGCCAUCCCCAAAUCAGAGGUGAGCGCUUCCAGAAAGUCCAGCGUCAAGAUUGACUCUACCAAUUCUAAUGCCUCCCGGCAAACGGCGAGCAGGAAGUCGAGCGGUCAAAAAGCGGAAUACAAAACACCAAAUGCUAGAAAAUCUCUAAAAACUAAAGAGUCUCCAAAAGGCGGUGUGACUAUAAACUCGAAAUUAAGGAGGGCGCACAAGGGUGUACCUGUCCCAGAUAAAAUGAAAAAGCUCAUGGAGAAGUUUAAAAGUAAUUCCCCACUUUAAGACCGGACUGAGACGUUUCCUUAUCGAUCGGAAACUAUAGGCUAGUGUAGGUUAGGUGAAUCGCUAGUUGUAAUUAUUCUCUAGAUACAAAUCACGCAUCACGACGCUCUCGAUGACGUAACAGACGGACCAUUAUAUCAUAGAAAUAUUUUUACAUGUUGACGAUUAAGACACGCACCGACCUACAUUAAAAUAUAAUAAUAUUUUUAUUGUGUGCCGAAAAGCGUUGAUAUUGUCUAUAUGUAAAUUAGAGAACUUAUUAAUAAUAAUAAAUAUAUUUUGUCAAUUUGUUGUAGAAUCUAAAUAAUUAACAUUUGUAAGUUCGAUGAAAUAUUUAUGUUUUGCUAUUAGUUUUAAGUAUAUGAUUCUCUUUGGCAUUACAAUUAUUUGCACAGUGCAAUUAUUUUAGCAAGCAAUUGUUUUUAUAUUACCACUGAAGAAGAUUUGUACCUCUUUUAAAUAAUAAUUUUAACAUGCUUUAUAUCAAUUCUCUCAAAUAUAUAUAGUAUAUUGUACUCUUUGAAUAAUAAUGUAAUAUAGUUAUGAAAAAUGAGCUUAACAAGUCGACACUUUGGAGUUAUGUUAAAGGAAUUGUAUAAUAUUGUGUAUGAAUAGUUGAUUUUAUUACGAGCUUUUCAGAAGUUGGGAUUACUAGAUAAUGCUUCAUUAUAUGUUUUCAUCACUAUAGGAGGGUUUGGGAGAAUAUAUAAAGUUUAUUAGUUUCUCUAAUGAUCAUUAUGAACUUAUAUCAUUAAAAAUGUUUGUGUGAUGAAUUAAAUCACUAAUAUUGAUCAAUUUCAGGCAGGAGACCAAAAAAUGAUAUUUUGUAAUUAUCAAUAUACCUAUUGAUUGAAUAUCGCUGUAGUUUAGAUGGAUGUAAUAAAAUAUCUCGGUUAUAGUGUAUUUGUUGAUGACUUGUUCAUGUUUAUACUAGGGACACAUGGGUUAUCAGAGAGUGUUGCUACCAAUUUUAACUAUAUAAUAAAGGCAAGGCAAGAUCUUCAACUUGAUUUACCAUUUUUCAGAUUAUAAUUAUUUAGAAGAACUUAAAAAUUCGGAUUGUAUACAAAUAAUUCAUAUCCAGAACAUGAAAUCCACAAUAUUUAUUUAUACUAUAAAAAAGUUCUUUGCAUCUUAAGGUGAAUGCGCCAGUCUCAAAUAAGACUGUAGUUCGAAGAGCAAAUAAUCAAAGACAAUGAGCAAAAAUCUGAUAAUAUUAAAUGAUAUUCUUUAAAAUAAAAAAUAAAAUAUUUUUUCCUUUUUUGAAUAUGUAUGAUUAGUACUGGCCAACAACGGAAACUGAUAUAAAUACGUGUUUAUGUUUUUAAAAAUAAAUACACGCAAUAAGUCAUUAAAGUGCUUAAUAAUGACAAAUUAUGGAUCAAUUUUACAAAAGAUUAAUAAAUGUCAAUUUAUCAAUAUUCACUUCACUGAAUGAAGGUUAGUGGAAGUACAAUUUUGUCUGUUAAAUAUUGGAUUUUUUUAAGUCGCAAAUAGUCAAUUGGGUAAUGGUCACCAUAGGCACUACCACCCUAUUUUAUAGGAGUAGUAUGGUUAAAAUAGUAGGCGAUACUCUCCAUUUUUAUAGUGAACUAGGACCAAAAUAUUUAUCAAAUUCUCUGUUUGUAAUAAUAUAUUACGUUGUUUUUAAUUUUAAAUAUGUUUAUGUACUCUCGUGACUAACUGUAUGUAAUGAAUGGCUAAAAUAGUAGAAUGUCUCGUGAGGAUUUAUGUUUUAGAAGCAUUUAACAUGUGUGACACGUUCUGGCAGGGUUAUCAUUUCGGAUUUUUUGUGUUGACGGUAAAAUUACUACUCGAAUAGUAAUUUUUCGUUAAAUCUUAGAAUAAGUCUGUAAUUUUUGUUUUCAUUACGGUUAAACAGCCUUUAUUUGUCAACUAAAGUAUUCUGAAAUCUUCAAUGAAGCGUAAUUGGAACUAGACUAGUAUUUAGUCUGUUGGCAAAUAAUUUUGUAACGUGUAGGAAGCU